UACUAUGUCAGAAAGAUGUGGCGAUAUAUUUCUGAUACUGUUUAUAUAUUUGUAUAUUAUACACAUUUCCCAGGCAAUCUGCACUUCUCAUACGUACUCAAGUCAGAUGAGAGGGAUGGAAGUACUGCAUACAAGUGUGCAAUCAGCAAUAUUAAGUCUAAUGUCAUCAGACUUGGCAACGAGAACAGCCUGACUGUCACAAGCACUGGACCUAUUCCAAACUCUGCACCAAAGCUUCAGUACAGCACCUCUGUCUCAUUCCUAACUGUGGAAGUUGGGAAGAACGCCACACUGGAGUGUGUCUUCAGUGGAUACGUGUCAUCCAGCAUCCCAUCAGAGACAGUACCCAGAGUCACGUGGUAUGACCAGGAUGGACGAGCCAUCACACAAGGAGGUCACUAUGAUAUUACCUCAAAUGGCCGAAUUCUUACAAUCAUGAAUGUGACAGAAGAUGAUGAGAAAACCUACCGCUGUAGAGGAACCAAUUCACUGGGUGCUGAUGAAGGAAACCUGGCUCUCAAUGUCACAUCGCGUCCUAUCUGGGUACAUCGUCUGGAGUCAACGACAGUUGUAGAAGGGAAAGAUGCAGUGUUUCACUGUGUCACCCGGUCUGCGAAAGGUGAACAGAGUCCUAGUCAGCCAAAGUGGGCCCUGAAUACAAAUCAGAUGGGCUCCACCUAUGAUCCCAACAAGCACCAGUUCAAUGCUGACAGGACCACACUGACAGUCAAGUUUGUUAACAAGAAUAGAGACAUCUCUUGUUACCAGUGCACUGUGGCUAACAGUGUUGGCAUGGUUCAUGAUGAUGGCUGUGUCAAUGUUAUUAAACCAAUUGAGAUCAAAGUGAGACCAGCAACUGAACAGUCGGUCAUGAAGGGAGAUGAAGUGGACCUGACUGUAGUGGCCACCACAGACCCACUCUAUGCACCUAACAUGACUUACUCCUGGAUCUUCAAAAAUGUGUCUUACACUGAUGACAGAGUUCCACCUUACGUGACCUUUGACUCUGUCAGCAAGAGGGCUUACAUCAGCACCUCGGGGCUCACUGAUGAGGAGUUCAGAAGCAUUGGUGGCAUUUACCGCAGGGUUAUCUCCCAUCCAGUGGAGACGGUUCAUGUUGAUGUCAGUGUUGAGGCAGAACAUGUACCUGUAGAUCACACUGAGUGUGGCUCUGAGUCUGGCUCACCUUCUUUUACCAAUACAUUAUUGAACAGAGUUCUCAGCAAAAUUGAAGAGCAGAGUGAAGUACUACAGGAUGUGGUUCGUAAACUGAAUCAGAUCACUCUACUUCUUCAAAAUGUGAAGGAAGAUGGCUUAUCCCUGCCCCUAACUAAUGAACAGGAAAUAGAAAGGAUGGAGGAGGAGCUGAUGGAUGAGAGAUUUAGAACAAAAAUGGUUCAGCACCUCUCGCGUAUUGGAGGAGACUCCGUCACUUCUCUUACACGAAGAAUUUUAAGACGUCUGUUUUCUCCGGAGCUGGCUCAAAGAUACAAUUUUAGUGGAUGCGAUGGAAAAAAUAGUUUCCAGUCACUGCAGCUGAGAAGUGUAUUAUUUGACGCAGUCCGCAAAACUUUUGCCGGUACAUGUAUAUCGGAAGCAGAAGUGAAUGGCAUUGCCCGAAAAUGGUUUGGGAAUGCGAGAAAUAUGGAUUGAGGGAGGAUUCAAAGGGCGAUGCUCUCUAAUGGAAUCCCACUAUUCAUGGGCUGAUUUGUUAUGCCUCAUUUUUCAAAUCUUUUAUCUUCUCUGUAAAUAAAUUGUUUAAUUUUCAUUAUGUAAAUAAUUAUUUCAAAAAUAACUUUUAUGCUGUAAAUAAAUAUAGUCUGUAAUUUUUCUGCUAUAAUAAAAAUGAGGAUUUAUGUAGGGGUCACAGUGAAGUCGUUAUGAAAAGAUGUGUCUUCAGUUUAGACUUAAAGGUGGUAAGAGAAUCAGAGUGACGAAGGCUGACAGGUAAACCGUUCGAUGUUGAUGAGAAUUUUUAGGAGAAAGAAUUCUGUCCAUAAGUCUUUGUCUUAGUGGAAUUUGCAAAAGAUUAGUGUCAGAAGAUGAGCGAUGAGGUCAUA
Messenger RNA from Pomacea canaliculata, 2060 nucleotides. RefSeq lists its product as uncharacterized. The transcript has 11 exons. The record is from RefSeq and is a predicted model, not a curated record. Lineage: Eukaryota; Metazoa; Mollusca; Gastropoda; Architaenioglossa; Ampullariidae. Bases 16 to 1653 code for a protein of 545 amino acids.